Molecule: messenger RNA, 1140 nt
Organism: Centropristis striata (black sea bass)
Lineage: Eukaryota; Metazoa; Chordata; Actinopteri; Perciformes; Serranidae
Exons: 3
Coding region: 1-1140 (379 amino acids)
Source: RefSeq, a predicted model, not a curated record
AUGAGGACAUACAAGAUGAGGGUCAUCGGGCCGGAUGGGGUCGCCGGGUGGGACAAGGUCCAGGAUCUCGCCGCCUGCCUGGUGGAUCUCCAUGAGGCUCCUUACCUCACCGAGCUGCAGGUGGGCCAGAUCGUCCGGCUGUGGACAGCUCUCCCUGAGGUGGACAAACAGCGUGUGGACUACCAGCCUCGCCACCAGGAGCGCCUCACACACGGCCGCUUCAAGGCUCCGAAGCGGUCUGGAGUCACACCGGGCGUGGAGAGCGUGAAGCGCUGCCUGAUAGGCCAUCCUGGGGGUCCGGCACAGUGGCCCAGCACCAGCCGCUUGGUUGAGGCAAUGUGCAUCAAACUGUGCACGUUGCACAAGUCUCCAACCAAGAAGGCUGGAGUGUCGACCCCCAGGUGGUCCAAGAUCCUCGGGGCGUACCACCACAUCCGGGAGCUGGUGCUCAACAUGCCGCGGGUCAUGGCGGAGACCACCCUGCAGCUCUUUGAGCUCAAUCAGAGGACACUCAUCCAGUGGUUUCAACGGAGGCAGAAGAGCCAGGAGAUGAGUGUCCUCUCCCAGGGGAUGCCUCCCACCCCCCAGAUCGCCGUGGCACCGGACCAGCUUCUGGCCCCGAAGGACAAACUGGCGCUCCUUCCAUCAACAUCUGGGCCACGCCAUGAAUUUGUCCUUCCUCCGAAUCUGGAGGGACAGGCUCCCCUCCUGCGGCCAGGCAGACGGCCCGCUGCUGCCACCAGGGACCGCCCCAUCACGCCCACCCCCACAGCACCACCACCACCUGCAGCAGCUCAGUCAGGGCGUCUCGUCCUGAACCCCGACAACACGCUGUCGCUGGUGCUGGCAGCUCCUGGUGUCUCCACACCCGGCCUGGCUCCUCCUGCUCCUCUUGCUCCUCCUGCUCCCGUGUCCCGCUUCACGGAGAGGAACCGACGCCGGCGGGCUCUUGAGGAGGAGGGUGGAGCUGCAAAGAGGAAAUAUGUGCGAGAGGUGCCAUACAACAAGUGUGCACAGUGUGGUCAGCCAAAAACCAAGGAGUUUGGCCACAGCCGUUUUGGAGGCGCCACCUUCUGCCCUGCGGCCUCACAGGGAAAGUCUCUGGAGGAGUGGCUGCAGGAGCAGAGAGCUGCAAAAUGA